Messenger RNA from Folsomia candida, 1235 nucleotides. RefSeq lists its product as uncharacterized. The transcript has 4 exons. Lineage: Eukaryota; Metazoa; Arthropoda; Collembola; Entomobryomorpha; Isotomidae. Bases 148 to 1050 code for a protein of 300 amino acids. The record is from RefSeq and is a predicted model, not a curated record.
CAUGUUAUAAGUAAAAUUUAUUUGCUUUGCGAUAACUAAAUCACUGCGCAAUUGUCCAUUAAUACCGCAAAAUAAUCUGACAAUAAUAUUUAAUAAUUAAAAUUAUACAAGAUUGUGUCGUUUAUAAAGUUCAAGGUAUAAAAAAUCAUGUCCCAUAUAAAAAUUUUGAUUUUAAUCGUGUCCUGCACAAUUUUUGCUUCUGCUGCUACAUCUUCCUCUUCCGAGGAAAUUGAUGACGAUGAUUGGUUUAAUUCGAUAGAAGACGAAGGAAAUAAUGGGACUUCGGUUGAUAAUAAGUCCGCCGCUCAAAAACAAAUACGAUGGGAUAGACAAAGCCUCUGUAGUCACGACCCGGUUACGUCAAUUAUCCUAAAAUUGAUUUUGGAUGCGCAAUUAAAGAUGCAAAAGGGGGACAAUAGCACGGGUUUAAUGCCGUUGGACCCUCUUCGAAUUCCUGAACUGGUAAUGGGCGAAGAACGGGAGAGAAGUGAUGGAUCUGUGAGACCACCACCAAUUUCGGCAAAUUUGGAAGAUAUUUACAUUCAAAACCUGUCUAAAUUUAACAUCACCGGAAUAACGGCAGAUUUGAGCAAAAUGUUCAUAAAUAUUUCUCUUUUCAUGGAAACCGCAUCAAUUACAGGGACCGGACGUCUUAAAAUUGGCCCCAUAAAACUUCCGGUUUUUGGAAAAGGAACAUUUUCCUUUAGACUGGAAGGUUUGGACGCAUUUCUAGCCUGCUCGUUUGCCUCCCAUCCGAAUGGGACAAACUACCUUAAAGAAUUUGACUAUGGUUUCACCAUGAAGAAAUUGUACAUCGACUUCACCCCACCACAUCGGGUCGGGGGACUGUUUAGAAAUCCACUCCUAACUCCAAGUGGACCCUUGGCUUCCUUGCGGGCCACGAUUUUCAACAGAUUAGAGGACAGGCUGCACUCACGAUUACAAAAACGAGGAGCGGACGAGAUAUCUAAGCGGAUGGGAAAAUGGAAAAUUAGAGAAGAAAUUAUGGAGGAAAUGCUAAAUCACUCCGUCUACUGUUAUUUUGGCUGACGUUGAAACCCACAAUUUUAAAUUUGUCAACCGUUUCCGAUAGGAGUCGUGCAAAUUGUAGUUAAUUCCAUGACAAUUACUAAUAUUAUGGCUUCAAAUGCGAAUAAAAUUUUACCCAACGUCUGCUCUGUUUUGUAGAUUUUAAUCCUAAAGUUAAUAAAGAUUAUGCAUAAUCUUUUUGGAAA